ACGUCAUCAGAGCGCGUCAUCCCGGCUAGCAGCAGCAGCAGCAGCGUAAACCACUGACCUUCUUCUCUUCGGCCUCGUCGCUCGUCCUGGAGCCCGACGAGGACCUUGAAUGAUUUGCAGCAGUUAGUCCUUUUUUGCGAAUUCGUUUUUAUUGCACAGCCAUGCCGUCAACGGUGGAACUCCCCACGGCGCAGGAGCUCAAAGUGGAUGAGGUCAAUGUGUCGUCUGCAGUGCUGAAGGCUGCUGCCCACCAUUUUGGCUCCCAGUGUGACAAAGCCAACAAGGAGUUCAUGCUCUGUCGCUGGGAGGAGAAGGACCCAAGAAAAUGUAUAGAAGAAGGGAGGAAAGUCAACGAGUGUGCACUCAACUUCUUCAGGCAAAUCAAGGGGAACUGUGCCGAGUCAUUCACUGAGUACUGGACCUGUCUGGAUUAUUCGAACUUGGCGGAGCUGCGCCACUGCCGUAAGCCUCAGCAGGCCUUCGACAGCUGCGUCCUCGAUAAGCUGGGAUGGGAGAGACCCGCGCUCGGGGACCUAUCGAAGGUGACCAAAGUGGCGACCGUGCGACCCCUCCCCGAGAACCCGUACCACUCUAGACCACGUCCUGAGCCCAACCCGACCAUCGAGGGUAAACUGGAGCCUUCCAAACACGGCAGCAGGUUAUUCUUCUGGAGCUGGUGAGGCAGCACUAGAAAAGUCAAGUCACCUUCCAUCGCCAGGGGCUCUGUCCAAAAAACUGCUGUGGACUUCAUGUGACCAUCGCUACAUCUGUGUUAGUUGUAAAGGUUUAAAUCUCCCAGGUACAGAUGCUGGUUUCUUGGCUCGUUUGUGUUAGUAAAGUCUGAGAGUUGGUUUUUGGACAGAGCUCGUGUCUCCAGCAGCUAUACUGAACCUCCAGCAUCUUCAUACAGUCUGAUAAAGGAAGGAAGGAAGGAAGGAUGGAUGGAUGAUUGUGUGUCCAUGAAUCCAUACAGCUUUCCUCACCAAUAAUGUAAAUGUAACGAGUGAACAAAUGCAACACGCUGUUAUUGUUGUAGUCAACUAAUAAAAGAGAUAAAUUAUAA
Scophthalmus maximus (turbot) is the source of this 1063-nucleotide messenger RNA. It is a transcript of the gene ndufa8, whose product is annotated as NADH:ubiquinone oxidoreductase subunit A8. The transcript has 4 exons. The coding region runs from base 162 to 680 and encodes 172 amino acids. The record is from RefSeq and is a predicted model, not a curated record. Gene Ontology annotation, biological process: mitochondrial electron transport, NADH to ubiquinone. NCBI's taxonomy places the organism in Eukaryota, Metazoa, Chordata, Actinopteri, Pleuronectiformes, Scophthalmidae.